AUGAUCGUACGGACAUACGCCCGGAGGACCCGCUGCGGCGUCGGCCGGAGCUUAUCCGAGCCCAUCCUCCUCGACGGCGACUCCUCUUCCUCCGGCGGCGGUGGAGGCGGGGGAGCGGAUUCCUCCCCCUGGUCCCUCGACCCCGCCGACCCCUGCACCGCCCCGAUCCGCCCCGACCCCCACGACCCCACCCUCCUCCUCCUCGGCGACUCCUCCGAUGGGCCGCGGAAUCCGGGAAAGAGGCAGAGGAAUUUGGAGCGGGAGGUCAAGAAUCCUCCGACUAGGUUUGCGGCCGUGGCGGCGGCGACGGCGACGCUGAUGGAGGCGCAGGAGUUCGGGGAGAUGAUGGAACACAUGGACGAGGUGAAUUUUGCGCUGGAUGGGCUGCGGCCAGGGCAGCCGGCGCGGAUCCGGCGGGCAAGCCUGCUGUCGUUGCUGUCGAUAUGCGGGACGGCGCAACAGCGCCGACUUCUUCGGGCUCAGGGAAUGGCCCAGAGAAUAGUUGAUGCCAUUUUGCAUAUCAACUUUGAUGAUUCUCCAAGCACCGUUGCUGCUGCUGCUCUAAUCUAUGUGUUGGCGAGUGAUGCUCAGGAUGACCAUUUGCUGGAUUCACCAUCUUGUAUUCACUUUCUUAUUAAGUUAUUGAAUCCACCUGUGGCUAAUAACGUGGAGGACAAGAUAGCAACCAUUGGCUCUAAGAUUCUUGGGAUACGUAAACCUCACAUACAGAGUGGGAUGAAUAAGGGAACAGACUCUAGCUCUACAGCAAUCAUUUCAAAAGUUCAGGAGAUUCUUUUAAGUUGUAAAGAGAUAAAAUCAAGCAAUGGGGAUGAUGAGGGAGCAGAGAGGCCAGAGCUGAGUUCAAAAUGGAUAGCUUUAUUGACUAUGGAGAAAGCAUGCUUAUCUACUGUAUCAUUUGAAGACGCAUCUGACAUGGUAAGAAGGGUUGGAGGAAAUUUUAAGGAGCGAUUGAGAGAGCUUGGAGGACUGGAUCCAAUCUUUGAUGUUUUGGCCAGCUGCCAUUCCACCAUGGAGGUGUGCUUAAAACACAAGUCGCCCUCGUUGUUAGAAUUAAAAGAUGGAUCAGCUUUGCAAAGUGUGGUACUGAUGUUGAAAUGUCUGAAGAUCAUGGAGAAUGCCACAUUUUUAAGUAAGGACAAUCAGGACCACUUGCUUGGGAUGGAAAGAAAGUUGGAUUCUGAAAGACUUCCCCUGUCUUUUGUUGGGCUCGUUAUCUGUGUGAUUAAAUCUUUUUCAGAGCUUUCUCUGCUCCAAAAUUCUUCCAGCAUUUCCAACAAAGGGAAAUCAAACUUAUCUGAAGUUCAGAUGAAUGAUAACCGGAGAGACAGGGGAGAUCGGACUUUGACUAGUGAUUGUGCUGGGUGUUCUGGCAUGGACAAGAACUUUAAUGGAAGGAGCAUUUAUAAACGUCAAAAAUUGUCAUCUUCCCAGUCCAAAGAAGCCCUUCCUGGUUCAGAAACAACUAGUGCAUCUGGUUCUGAUGAGUUAACCAUAAAGAGAACUGAUUGUACUUCAUCUGGUUCAUGUAAUGGGGCAUCAAGUACUUCAUCUAGAGAUAGCUACACAAAUGGUAAUAGUUUAAAGCUGAACAUGCAUGGUAACGGUUUAAAGGUGAAUUCCAUUAAAGGUUCAAAGGGAUGGAUCUCCAUAAAUCCUAAUGGUUUGAAAAAGAAUUCAAGUGACUUGUCCAAAAGGCGUCAUAUGUCUGAAGAUGUUAAAGGUGAUUGUAAGAUGGACAGCUUUGAUCCAUUUGCGUUUGACGAAGGGGACUUGGAACCAUCAAAGUGGGAGUUGUUAAAAAAGAAGAAAGAAACAUCUCACACACACCAAAUGGUUGUAACAAAUGGUGAACUUACAGAUGGAUACAAUCUUCCAAAUGUUACCACGGAUGAUGUAUUAAGUCGGUUAACUGAUGAGCAAAAUUAUCAUCCUUGUGAAAAUUCUUGUCCAUCAGUAAUUGAAGAAGAUUCUAACCUUCUGGAAGACUGCCUCCUCACUUCAGUAAAGGUUCUUAUGAACUUAACAAAUGACAACCCUGUGGGCUGUCAGCAAAUUGCUGCUUGUGGUGGGCUGGACACCAUGGCUUAUUUGAUCAUUAGCCAUUUUCCAUCAUUUGACUUGUGCUUCCCUAUGAACAGCCAAGUGAAAGAGAAUAAUUUCUCUUCCAAACUAGGUAUUGAUGCUGGUCAUCCUAACAACAGACAUUUAAGUGACCAUGAAUUGGAUUUUCUGGUUGCUAUUUUGGGUUUGCUUGUGAACCUUGUGGAGAAGGACAGUCGAAACAGAUUGCGCCUUGCAUGUGCCCGUGUUUCAGUGGAUCAACCAGGAAAAUUAGAAAGCAGAGAAAUUCACAGGGAUGUAAUAUCAUUAUUGUGUUCCAUAUUUCUGGCCAAUCAAGGAGCGGGGGAUGCUGCUGGAGAAGGAAAAUCUAAUCUUUGUGAUGAUGAAGAUUCUUUGUUGCAAGGAGAGCGAGAGGCUGAAAUGAUGAUCAUUGAGGCUUAUGCUGCUCUGCUGCUUGCAUUUCUGUCAAUAGAGAGUACCAAGGUGCGUGAAGCCAUUGCCAGCUGCCUCCCUAAUCACAACUUGCAAGUUUUAGUACCUGUUUUGGAAAGAUUUGUGGCAUUUCAUCUGACACUAAACAUGAUAUCACCGGAAACACAUUCGGCUGUUGUCAAAGUAAUUGAAACUUGUAAAGCACCUUAGAGAAUGCAGAGAUCCUGUACAGUGCUAUUGAUCUCUCGCUCGACCUGGAAUUUCUUUUCGGUAAUGAUGCUUUGAGGAAAUGGGGUUGGGUUGGCUGCACAACCUCGGGGACUAGCAAAGAUCUGUAUUCUAAUUUGUUUGACCAGUUUCUUUUUUUUUUCCCCUACAUUAUUUCCAUCCCCUGUUUGGGUUACGGUGCAUUCCAUCUCCAUGCCCAGACCAGUGAAUGUACGAUGGUAGUAUAGGCAAGUGCAGUGUUCGUGCUUGGGUUCCUGUCGAAAUUGAAUCAAAUGAAUUUGUUGGCAGAUGUAGCUUUGAGUUAAAUGUUAUUCAACACUUCUUUGGUUUCCCUCUACGGUUGCCAGCAAAGGUAAUUCUAAAAUCUAUAUUCAGCAGAGUAUAAUUUUACAUCAAAA
Molecule: messenger RNA, 3140 nt
Organism: Phoenix dactylifera (date palm)
Lineage: Eukaryota; Viridiplantae; Streptophyta; Magnoliopsida; Arecales; Arecaceae
Source: RefSeq, a predicted model, not a curated record